Thalassophryne amazonica is the source of this 595-nucleotide messenger RNA. It is a transcript of the gene camk2a, whose product is annotated as calcium/calmodulin-dependent protein kinase II alpha. Gene Ontology annotation, biological process: protein phosphorylation. NCBI's taxonomy places the organism in Eukaryota, Metazoa, Chordata, Actinopteri, Batrachoidiformes, Batrachoididae. The transcript is spliced from 3 exons. Gene Ontology annotation, molecular function: calcium/calmodulin-dependent protein kinase activity; calmodulin binding. The record is from RefSeq and is a predicted model, not a curated record. Bases 50 to 373 code for a protein of 107 amino acids.
AUGAUUGUACUCUGCACUCUCAAUAAUUCUUGUAUGUCCUUUCAGUAAAAUGUGCGACCCUGCUGUGACAGCAUUCGAGCCAGAGGCGUUGGGGAACCUGGUUGAAGGCCUGGACUUCCACCGUUUCUACUUUGAAAACUUGUGGUCCAAGAACAGUAAACCGGUUCACACCACCAUCCUGAAUCCUCACAUCCACCUGGUCGGGGAUGAGGCGGCGUGCAUCGCUUACAUCAGAGUGACGCAGUACAUCGAUGCCAACGGGACGCCUCGCACCGCCCAGUCCGAGGAGACCAGGGUGUGGCACCGCCGGGACGGGAAGUGGCAGAUUGUCCAUUUCCACCGUUCAGGCUCCGCCUCUACUCUCAGCAACUAACUUCCAAAAUGGGCAGCUCUCUGAUGAAGCCACGUCACCAUGGCAACUGAUUGAUUGACAGCAGGCCCAGCAUCUGACCUAACAUUCAGGAUUUGUCUGAGAAACCGGAGGAGAAGAGAGCGGGUCCACGAAGCCUCUCUGCCACAACGACCAAUCAGCUUCUUCUUCUCAGCUGGCUUGGACUUUGCUUCAGCCACGCCCCUUUGUGAUUAGCCAACCAGC